Molecule: messenger RNA, 1696 nt
Organism: Chara braunii
Lineage: Eukaryota; Viridiplantae; Streptophyta; Charophyceae; Charales; Characeae
Source: the annotation of a GenBank genome assembly
GGCUCACCGGACGCGUCACACGUUGUGCCCGGAUGGAAGCCAUGGAUGCGUCACGAGGAGGUGUGCCGCAUCCUCACAGUGAGGAUGCACUGGUCAUGCUGGUUCUCUUCCUCUUCCAGUGGGUGAACAGACGGAACGCGGCAGCGUUGGCGGUCAUGGAGGCAGUAUCGGUGAUGCCUUUCCUCCACCAAAAUGUCUCCACUGCGGUAACACUCCUGGCGGGGGGGAUCUUGCACGAUUUUGUGUUGGGUUCGUUGGCUGUGGAGGAGAUGGGGAGGACAAUGGACCGCAGACGUCGUCAGUGGGUGUUGGAGCACAGCGGCGGUGUGUGGAAGGAUCUCCAGCGAGUGGGGGGUGAGCACGACAAGGUAUUCGUGCGGUUUUGCAGACUCCCACGGCCGUUGUUCUUCGAAGUUCUCGCUCGCAUCAGCCCGCACAUCCAGUGCUCACCCACGAACUUCAGACUGCCAAUAUCCGCCGGACAGAAGUUCGCAUGUGCUCUGAUGAGAUGGGCAACUGGCGGAUAUUACAGGCAGUCCUCCCACAGUUUGGGCAUGGGUCUCGCGAGUGCUUUGUGCAGCAACGAGGACGUGGCGGACACCCUAAUCCGGGAGUACGGCCACCUCCUACGCUUCCCUACAGGACAACGGCUGGAGGACGUGCAGAACGACUUCGAGCGGAAAGGGUUCCCCGGAGCUGUGCGAAUCUCGCCACUCUACGUACAGGCUACGUCGGGUAGAGGAGUGCUGGCUGAGGGGGGUGCCAUGCUACACGGCGGUAGACAUAUUGGGCGGUAUAUGCUUGGUGAUCAAGGGUACCCCCUUCUCCCGUGGCUCAUGACUCCUUUCGGCCGGUUUGCUGUGACGUCGGCGGAUCGUGCCUUCGACGUGAGUCACAGUGCAGUGAGGUCGUGCAUCGAGCGGACAUUCGGCCGUUUGAAGGCGGUGUGGAGGAACUUCAUUCGCAGACACAUUUGCAACUUGAAGACCGUCUGCAAAGAGUUCAUGGCCGUGUGCAUUCUUCACAACCUCAUGAUCGACCACGACAUGGAGAUCGACCUUGCGUUGAUGAAAGACAUCAGUGACAGCGAUGGAGACGAUCACCAUCGCGGGGACCGUAGGCGACGCAGGCGCCGGCGCAGGUUCAACCGCCAUAUGUCGAACUUGAACAUCGAGGUUGUGCUGGAGGAUGACCCUACUUAUGGGGGGGAUCUCGCCAAACACGUCAGGGCAAGCCUGGUUGAGCAUGUGCGACACCACUCUGCAGUCCACGGAGCUUCGGCGCCAUGCCCGUGGCAGCAGUGGUGUUCUGUCGACGCAAAAGUCGCGUGUGUCUCCCCUCGCAUUCGGGGAGAUGGCGAAAGGGUUGAAGAAGAGGUUGCUGUAGCUGAUGGUCGAUCAUCUACAGCGGUGUUUUCGUAGAGAAGUCGUGUGUGUGUCAUUUACGUCAUUCGUAGAUCCUGUCGGGUUCACAGGAGCGUAGUCUUCGUUAGACGUACUGGAAGAUUGUGUCCGCGACGGGGGUUUUGGAAAACCCGUUGGUGCGAAUUCCAUGGUCGUUAUGCUUCGUAAUUGUAAUUGGUAAUGACUUUUGUUGGUUGUCUUCAUUCGCAGUCGGUCAUGAUUUUUGUCCGUUUCGUCAUGUAAUAUUUGUUCACCCAUGCAUAUGAACACAUAAAUCAAAGCAUUGAUGUCGG